AUGCAAUGGAAGGUCGCACUGCCAAAUGUCAAGCCUCGAAAACGUUGCAGAGUCAAGAAACCCGUUGGCAAGACAAGAAACGCAUCAGAUGAAGAGAAUGACGCGUCAGACAACGCGAAUGACGCGCCAGACAACGCGAAUGACGUGCCAGACAACGCGAAUGACGCGCCAGACAACCUGAAUGACGCGUCAAACAGCAGGCAAGACACAUUGGACGAGAUGAUCCAUGAUGAGCUCUUUUUGCUUGACAACACUCAACUACCACAACUGGAGCCAGAGCCUGCGGAGAACCGCAUCGCAGAGGACCACGACCCGAUUCCCAUUCCCAUGAGCAACAACAGUAGCCCUUGCUCUGUCCCACCAUCACCCAUCCGACACCUUCCAACAAUCACAUUGUACUCUGGUGUUUUCACGGCAGAUCCAGACGAGAUUGACAGAGACUUUGGGGAGGCAGAUGAAGAGGGACACGAAGAGGAGUUUCUGGACCCUGAACAAGAGAACGAUGAUUUGCAGCCUGAUCCUGAAACUCCAUGUCCAAGACCCGGCACUAGCGGAAAAGCGCGACAAGCGCCAACAGUUGUAAUAGCUCUGGAAUCAUUAGAAUGCAUCGACACACUGCUCUUUGUCCCACAGGCUGCCAACCAAAGACAGCGACGCAUUCCCACCAAGCUUGCUGGGUGGAGCCCUACGUACGACAAAUGGACAGAAUCCUUGAUUGCCGCCGCUGCUGCCCUCAAGCGUGCGAGGAAGACAAACAGUCGUUAUGGAUCUGCUCGGUCUAUUCGCGAUCGUGCUCGUACUUUCAUCGAGACCCGGAAGAUUCCUGCGAGCUCGUUUGGUGCAUGGGCCAAGAAGAAGAUGGAGACUCACCCGGAACUCGCCGAAGCAUUGAUAGAGCAUUGCGUUGGGGUGGGACCGUAUGUUCAGGCCAAGGAUCUCGUGGAGUUCAUGAGUCGGCCUGAGAUUCAAGUCCAACAUAAUCUUCCCUCCACCAUCUCCAUCGCUACCGCCAAACGCUGGAUGCACGCACUGAAGUUCCGAUGGGUACGAAACCACAAGGGCCAGUAUGUUGACGGACACGAACGGGAGGAUGUCGUCCAAUAUCGGCAAGCGGUUUUCAUCCCGGAAUGGUACAAACUCGAAGACCGCAUGCGUUCAUGGACAGGACCAGAGAUGAAUGAGCUAGAGACCGUCACGAACGGUAUCCAUGGUGCCUCGAUGCAGAUCAACAGCAAACGAGUUGUCGUCUGGUUUCACGAUGAAUCGAUGUUCUAUGCUCAUGACCGUCGUCUCGCGCGCUGGGUUCAAGACGGUGCAUCACCAACUCCGUACGCAAAGGGCGAAGGUGUCUCUCUCAUGGUUGCGGAUCUUGUUUCCGCCGAUUAUGGAUGGCUGCGUUCACGGGAUGGGAAGCGCUCUGCGCGUGCUGUCUUCAAACCAGGAAAGAAUCGCGAUGGCUAUUUCACAAACACAGAGAUUCUUGAGCAAGCGCGCAAUGCAAUGGAGAUUCUGGCUUCUGACUAUCCGGAUGAGGAGCAUGUCUUGGUGUUCGAUAAUGCGACAACUCACUGUAAACGACCUGAUGACGCCAUCUCCGCUCGAAAGAUGCCUAAAUGUACACCGGCUGAGGGCAAGAACUGGGGAGUUUCGAUACUGGCUCGCGACGAACAUGGGAAAGAGGUCCUUGACAAGAAUCAAAAGCCGGUGAUGGUCACUAUCCCAAUGGCACCUGGCAAGUUCCCCGACGGUUCUCCACACCAUUUCUAUUUCCCACCCGGUCACCCUCGUGCUGGCAUCUUCAAAGGCAUGGCUGUAAUUCUCGCAGAGCGUGGGAUCGACCUUCAGUAUACCUGUCCGAAAACUGGUUCACAGAAGACGCUCCUCGCUCAGUGCAACGGCUUCAAAUUUGCUCGGAGAUCAAGACGUUUCAUGCAUGCCUACAAGGUCACCCCCACAAGCCUCGCCUACAUUUGCCUGGGAGGAUUCAUCGUUGCCUUGUACAUUAACGAGGUGAUCCUCGGAACCGCUUUCGGUAUAAUUGUCGGCCCCCACUGUGCCAAUAUCUUCGAUCCCCGCUCGUGGGGCCCCUCGACCAAUGCCAUUACGUUGGAAGUCAUGCGGGUGAUUCUUGCUACAGGGCUGUUCGCCAUUGGUGUAGAGCUUCCCGGAUCGUACAUGAAGAGACAUGCUCGAGGGCUUGCGGUCCUCGUCGUGCCAACCAUGGCAUUGGGAUGGCUCACCAUCUCUGCGAUCAUGUACCUCAUUUUCCCUAACCUCGCAUUCAUCUCCUGUCUCGCAGUCACGGCGUGCUUGACGCCGACCGACCCCAUCAUUUGUGCCACAAUCGUGGGCGGGUCGUGGGCACUCAAGCACGUACCACGCAACUUGCGAUUGCUCAUUUCGGCUGAAUCGGCAGCCAACGACGGGCUUGCGUAUCCAUUCCUGAGCAUCUCUAUCUACUUGACCGUUGAGGCGUCGAGGAAGGUGGCGAUCGGGAAAUGGUUCUUGGUGGGCUGGUUAUAUGAAGUCAUCCUGGGUAUCGUCCUGGGAUCUAUCAUGGGAUUGAGCUUCUCGUAUCUCAUGAAGGUCUCCCAUCGAAGGGGCUUCAUCGAUCGCCAAUCCUAUAUCGCGCAAUAUCUUGCCUUGGCCCUGUUCACUACAGGUGUUGCCUCAACCAUCGGCAGCGACGACUUGCUGGCAGCAUUCGCGUGUGGAAACGCUAUUUCCUGGGACCAGCAUUUCAAUGAGAUCACGGAGAACGAAGUUUUCUCCUCUGUGAUCGACCUCGUCCUCAACUGCGGCUGCUUUGUCUACAUCGCGUUGCGGCGGAUUCCAGUAGUGUUGUUGCUGUAUCGAUUCGUGCCAGAGAUUAAGACGUGGAAGGAGGCACUUUUUACAGGUCAUUUUGGACCAAUGGGUGUCGGGGCCGUUUUUGUGUCCACGCUUGCCGUGUCGCGACUCCCACAGCCAAACAAUCCACCGGCGGAUCAACAAGAGCUUUUGGCUGCCACGUUACAGCCUAUCGUCGCAUUUGUCGUGCUUGGGUCGAUUAUCGUCCACGGUCUUUCGAUCCCGUUCUUCACGCUCAGCGGCAAUAUGCAAUCCCGUACUCGCUCGCUCAUGGUGACACUGUCACGACAUGAUACGGUCGAUUGGCUCAUCGGUGCGCGCCGGGAUCGGCCUGCUCUGCCAACAAGGGGAGACGGAGAUUUGUCCCAGACUGCCACUGUCAUCGGAAUUGUCACUGGCCAAGCGGGCCUGCCUCAGGACACUUCUGAACCAAACAACGAGCAGCCGCGUAUCACCACUUCCCAAUAACAUUGACUGGGGGCGUCCAGUCCAGAAGGACGCCUUUGGGGCAUGGCAUAGUAGAUUAGACAGUCUGGACGAAAAAAAAUGAAUCCAAGCUUUUCUCCGA
This is a messenger RNA of Mycena citricolor, 3418 nucleotides long. Lineage: Eukaryota; Fungi; Basidiomycota; Agaricomycetes; Agaricales; Mycenaceae. The record is from the annotation of a GenBank genome assembly.